AAGAUCAGGAUUGUUCUUCGAAGGCUUGAGGGCGCUAGAAAAGAACAGAUCGUCGUCCCUGGCGAAAUUCCUCGCGCAUUCUAUCCCGUUAUCAAAGUGGGAGGAGGCAGGGUGAAAAAGGCAAACCCCCCUCCCCCAGCUAUAGGGCAGGACAGGAUUAUAAGCAAGUAUCCUGACAAAGCCGAAAAGCAACUACAAAAAAUCAACGCUUCAGAGAAAUAUAAUUACUCGAGAACCAAAUUCAAAAAGGACACCAAAUUCAAGGACCGAGAGCCCAGGACCAGGUCCAAGGACCCGGCUAAAGUCGGUUUGCAAAAGCGCGAGGGCAAAAACGUGGCCAUCCAGGUUAUCAAAAAGAACGACUGGGAUGGAUUCUUUGAGGAUUAUCAUUCUUUUUUUUCAACGUUAAGUUAG
Messenger RNA from Trichophyton verrucosum HKI 0517, 414 nucleotides. RefSeq lists its product as uncharacterized. The record is from RefSeq and is a predicted model, not a curated record. The transcript is spliced from 2 exons. The annotation marks the transcript as partial. Lineage: Eukaryota; Fungi; Ascomycota; Eurotiomycetes; Onygenales; Arthrodermataceae.